This is a messenger RNA of Triplophysa rosa, 743 nucleotides long. RefSeq names its product C-type lectin domain family 3, member A (gene clec3a). The transcript has 3 exons. The record is from RefSeq and is a predicted model, not a curated record. NCBI's taxonomy places the organism in Eukaryota, Metazoa, Chordata, Actinopteri, Cypriniformes, Nemacheilidae. The coding region runs from base 26 to 607 and encodes 193 amino acids.
CUUUUGGGGAUUGUCAACUGUGGCCAUGGCCCAAUCUCGGUUUCUCAUGUUGGUGAUGUGUUUCACCAUUCUCCAGUUUGGACGUGGCAGUGCCUCCCGCACCAAGAAAGCUGUUUCAGGACAGAGAGAAGAUGAUGACAUCAGAACACAGAUUGACAAACUUUGGCAGGAAAUCAACUCCUUAAAAGAGUUGCAGGCACUUCAAACGGUUUGCCUGCGUGGCAUCAAAGCCCACAGGAAGUGUUACCUGGUUUCUGAGCAGUCCAAGCAUUACCAUGAGGCUAAUGAGGACUGCAUCGCACAGGGAGGAACCCUGGCCAUUCCCCGAAACAUCAACGAAAAUGAUGAACUGAGAGACUACGCCAAACGCAGCUCACCUGUGUCCAAAGAUUUCUGGAUAGGCGUAACAGACAUAGUAAAGGAAGGCCAGUAUGUAGAUGUUAACAGCCAACCUAUCAAUUUCUUCCACUGGGAUCGGUCUAAGAAAGAACCCACUGGGGGGAAGAGAGAGAGCUGUGUUGCACUCUCCUUGGCAGCGCAGGGAAAAUGGCACGAUGAGGUUUGUCGCAGCCAAAAGAAAUAUGUCUGUGAAUACCUGAUUCCAUGAUGAGCAAGACAUAUGCCGUUAAAAUGGUAGUGUCACUGAAGCCAGUCAUUAAAAUUCAAACAGUAGGAAUAUGUGUCUUCUUUAUUCACUAGAAUGACAAAAGAAACUGUAAUUGAUUUUAUGAUGUUAAACUAUC